GCAAGAUAAAAGCAAGACCUUCACUUCUUGACUUUCUCAUUUUUGGUAUCUUCUUCUGUGGUUCGCGGAAAGCAAGGCAACAUAGAAGAGCUCAUAGAAGCAACCUGUGUGAGGAGGUAUCCUUCUUUGCACUCUCUGUUAUUGCAUUAAUUUCUCUUUUACUAGUACUACAUAUCAGCCAUCAUCAACCAUCAUCAACCAUUCAUUAUUACUUAUCUUUUAAAAAAGCAUGUCCAACAGCAACAAUCCUCCCGUGAUCAACUUUAACAAUGUGGUUGUGGAUCACAGCACGACGGUAGUGUACAAAAAGCCGAAUCAACAGACGUUUGUUCCUGCAUUUGCCCAGCAACAACUCAAGUCGACAGCCGGUGGCAAGACAAAAACGUUCAAGGGUGCCACGACGGUCGUCAACAGCACUGCCGGCCCUGUCAUUAAGGGACCCACCAUCUCCACUAAACCACCACAACAGUCCAGUGGGCCUCAAAUUUCCAUUACCGCUGCCACUGGAUCCCAUGUCCCCAAGCGAAUCAUUCAGGCACAACCGGCUCAAGCGGCGGCACCCGUGGCGUAUGUCCCGGCACAGCGUCUCUACAAGAAAAAAUUAGACGACAAAUCCUACUUGAAUCGAAACAAGGAUAAUGAAGAGGAACAACCACCACCGCCCGCCAAACCGACGCCAACGCCGGUAGUGACACCCCCACCGGCUCCUGCCGUGCCCGAACCGGCCGUUGUACCACCAGCACCAGCACCAGCACCUCCCAAAUCAUGGCCACCACAACCAGCAGCUCCUGCAGUGAGUGGUGGUGCUCCAGCGGCAACCGGUGGGGGAGGAGGUGGAUCUGGGGCCGCCAGUGGUAGUGCUGGAAUGGCUGCCUCAAGUGGAACUGGGGGUGACAGCGCUCCGGCACCAGGAGGAGAAACUCCAGGAACAGCAGCAGCCGGCACAAAUACCGGUACGGCAGGAACGGCUCCUGGCACGGGAGCAACAGCGGCAGGAACGGGAACGGCAGAAGCAACGGGAGGUGGAGGAGCCACUACCACCACCACCGUAACCACCACUACGGUGGAACAAAAAUCAUGUUGUACAAUUUUGAAUUCAGAGGCAGAGGGCAGCGAGGAGGAUCACAGUAUUGACGUUUCCACUGAUCCCACCCAGGAAUAACUGGCCAAGGCAAACACGAGAAUUCUUUUUUCAAGGUUUCUUGAAUGGUUUUCUCUAGCUAGUACAUGUAGAAUUCGUAAAACUACACAAACACCAAAAGAACUAGCUUUUCCUAGAUUUAUCCUACAUGUACUGAUCUGGAAGCAUGAAUACAAGACAACAUACAAGAGUGGCUCAAGAACACGGUGUGGGACCGAUCGUAACGAGCAUGGUCAGAAGAAUAAAUUCCACUUGUAUCGGCGGCUGAUUUGAGACCUGCAAAUCGUGUACAAGAUUUUAGGGACACUAGCUCUCCUAAUAAGAACCAUGUCAGAGAAGCUUCUUCAUUUUUGUGUUCUGUGGCAACAACUUUUGCUGGUUGUGAGCGGCUGGACCUUUCAUUUGGCCACGAAAAAGGCUGAUGAUAGAGGAAGGAGGUGUUGAUAGAGAGGUUGCUAU
This is a messenger RNA of Seminavis robusta, 1600 nucleotides long. The record is from the annotation of a GenBank genome assembly. NCBI's taxonomy places the organism in Eukaryota, Bacillariophyta, Bacillariophyceae, Naviculales, Naviculaceae.